AGAGCCCUAUAAAACCACAUAUAUGCUAGCCUCAAUAUCUCUCACAUUACAUCAAAAAAUAUUUAUUAUUUCUUCUCUCUCAAAAAAUUGUGAAAAUGGCUCUAUCCAUGCGUUUCUUUGCUACUUUCUUUCUUCUAGCUAUGCUUGUCAUGGCUACUGAGAUGGGACCAAUGAGAAUUGUGGAGGCAAGACAUUGCGAAUCGUUGAGCCAUCGUUUCAAGGGACCAUGUGCGAGCGAUAAGAAUUGUGCUUCGGUCUGUGAGACCGAAAGAUUUUCCGGUGGCAAUUGCCGUGGAUUCCGUCGCCGUUGCUUUUGCACUAAGCCAUGCUAAAUGAGUAAUAGAA
Messenger RNA from Solanum stenotomum, 345 nucleotides. RefSeq names its product defensin-like protein P322. The record is from RefSeq and is a predicted model, not a curated record. Gene Ontology annotation, biological process: defense response. The transcript is spliced from 2 exons. Bases 96 to 332 code for a protein of 78 amino acids. NCBI's taxonomy places the organism in Eukaryota, Viridiplantae, Streptophyta, Magnoliopsida, Solanales, Solanaceae.